AUAUAUAAACAUCGAUAUACACGUUUUAUAAAAAAUAUUAGAUUAAAAAAUAAAUACACAAAAGCAUGUUUUUAAGUACUGAUAAAUGGUCAGGGGUCUAUAACAGUACACCCUAGUAUCUAGGGCAGUAACAUGCAUAGAAACAAGCACAAGAGGAACAUAUUCUUUUUAAGUAUUGAACAAUUCUAUUGUAUUACAUACUGCAUGACAUGAUCAUUAGGCCCCAGCAGUUAGAUCUCUUUUAUUUGGCAACAAUCUUAAAAGUCACAUGGUCCUCUCAGCUGUCCCAAGCCUCCACUAAAUGAAGCAAGAUGAUCUCGAUGUGCUCUGCUGGAAGUCGGCCAGUAGCAGCAUAACAUAACCAGCCGGGGUGAGUGUCCAAUAACAGGCCUCUCAGCACAGCCUGUGCUUUAAGCCUGCAUUAAAUCAUACACGUGCUGGUGUCAAUGCUCUAAGAACAGUAACACUCAGACAAAGGCUGCUUGAUUAUUUUAUGACGCAUCUCAUCAGCAUGUUCAUCUUACAUGUCUGGUUUAAAUGUGUAAACUGAUUUGUCUGCUUUCUUGCCUGCAGGCUAAGCAAUAAAACGUACAGGAGACAUCACAACCACUGCCAGUACUGGGCUCUGUGCCAUCAAAUCUGAACCCACUCACCAGAACUGGCACCAAGGUGGCAUGCAUAUACAAUGAAGAAAGGAAGCGUCUUCGCCUCCGAGCGUGGGAACAGAGGAACCAAGAAACAAGCCAAGACAAAGAACUCAACCCUGAGAAUGUGCCACUCUUUGGGCAACCAUACAAGACAAACAAAGGGGAUGAUCUUUCCAAUCGAAUCCAGAGGAUGCUGGGUAGUUAUGAAGAUGUGAAUAAUCCCUGUCCCUUAGCCAUUGAGCCUUUACCCAUUCCUACUUGUGUAACCUCCUCACAGUCAGAUCAGGCUCAGCAAAACACAGAUAAACCAGCCAAGCCUCCAUUCCGUAACCAAGUCCACAUGUCCAUCCAAAGUCAGAAAGCUUGUAACAGUAACUCUUCUCAGCCCAUGAGGACGUCCACUGCCCCUUCUUCUUCUAACCAACAUGGACAUUCAUCCACUUUCUCAAAUCGGUCCUUAAACCGCAGUCAGCUCGGCCUAUCGGCACAGCAACAGAGGAACAGUGAAGCCCACUCAGAUCUCAGGGAUUGUGUCAGCCUUCCCCAGGAAAUGUUUUAUCAUUCUCCUGAUUCCAAGCGGCCACCCUUCCCACAUUCCACUGACCAUGAUAACAUUGACAUGGGCACUAGGGACACCUUUGAUAGACUUCAAGUUCAAGGGUCCACAGUUCACCACUCUCAGGCUGACAUCGCCAUGGAUGUUCCCACAUUUGACCUGAAACAGUCCCCCAAAGAUUCAUCUCUGCCUCAAGCAAACAAGGGUAACGCACUCCCUUCCCAGGCUUUCCCUUCACUCUUGUCGUCGAAGCCGCCCAGCGUAGUCAUGACCCAGAAGCCAACAGCGUAUGUGCGGCCCAUGGAUGGUCAGGACCAUGUGGUCAGCGAGUCGCCUAAGCUGAAGCUUUCCCCAGAGCCAUAUGUACCUCUACCGGAGAUAAUCAACAAAUCUGCACUGGGAAAAACAAAGUUGCUGCCACAAUUUUUGGAGACAGGGACGGAUGAGGUUCAGUGUGUCGAGGACAUCUUGGGGGAAAUGACCGACUCAUGGCCUCCUCUCCUGACAGCCAUACACACACCGACCUCAGAUGAACCGUCCAAGUCUCUGUUCCCUGCAAAGGAAGCAGAGACUCUCUCUUCAUGUCCAGGACAAAAAAAGUAUGAGUCCUCUCCAGCAAAUCCAUCCCAGCUCAUCCAGCAGAGCUCAUCAUCAUCGCUUGAAGCAGCACAUUCCCAAGGGGUAGAGCCUGCUAGCUCCAGCGACUCAGAGUGUAGCUCAAGGUCAGAGUCGGACAGUGAAAGCACCAUCAAGGAGCCGACUCAACCCUCUGUGAGCAUCUCCAUCAAAAUCGAGCCUGAUCUUCCAGCAGUGACCCAUGUUGAUUGGCAGCUAGGGAACUGGAUCAGGUCCAGCCAGCAGAACUCCAGCACCGAAGGUCAAAGUUGUUCCCAUGCCUCUGAAAGCCCCGCUCAAAAGCGGCCACCGCCCACUCAAAGCUCCCAGCACCCACUCGGUGCAGAGGUGGUCGACCCCAACAGAGAGUGCAAACCCUCUUCUUCUCACCAGAAAGAGUUGACCCAGCAUCACAGUGAAAACCCUCAGGACAACUAUAACCAUCAAAGUGGUCAAAAAUCCCCCUUUGCUGGUUUGAAGAUCUCCAGGACACUCUUAUGCAACACACACUCCUCAAAACCAGCAGCUGCAGGUUGCCCAGAUCGCACUAUAGCAGCUAUCAACGUGAAGUGUGGGGAAGUGGGCGAUACGCGAAACAUAGACCCCUGUUUUACAGAUAGGCCCAGGGUUAAGACGAAAGUAGGACAUGGCCAAAAAAGCAAGAACAGCAGUGAGACGAAAAGAGGCAGUAAGAGGCCUUCUAAACACACGUCACUUGACAAGCGGAAGACUGGAUCAGAACCUGAAGUCACUGUGGUGCUGUGUGGUCAUUGUCCAUCUUGUGGUGUUCGAUAUCCUAACCCUUGCUCCUGCCCCACCAAAAGUCCUGCUCAGGCUGACCAGCUGACACCCACCCCGCCACUUAGAGUCAGUUGUAGCAAACCAAAGUUGGAGACCCUCUGCCAGAAGGGAUCCAAGGUUCUUCACAAAACAAGCAAAAAGCACUCGGAGAAAACUGGUCUCACAGUCAAGAGUUCUCGGGACCCCCAUAAGCCUUUUAGCUCCCUGCUAGUGAAGAUUGAUCUGAGUUUGCUCUCAAGAAUCCCCUGGACCUGCAACAACCACAAGGAGAAACCCAACAAUGCAAAGAGAUCAGCACUGGUCAUAGAGCAGCAUGCCGGGGCCGGUGAUGCUUCUACACCACACAAACUCACCAAAAGCAGCAAAAGGAGCAUAUCUCAAAAUGUCGAUGGAGACAAUUCAACUCUUCCCAGGAAGAAACAGAGGCUGGAAAACAAGAAUACCUCAUCAAGUCAUGCUGCUGUCAAACAGGAAUGUUCCAGCAACUCAAAAGCAGACGGAGAGCGAAAGAAAAAGGCUGAGAAAAAACCUGUUCCUGUGCAGCAGCCUCUGACACCCAAAGGCACCGCUGGAGUUCCAAAGGGGGACAAACGCAGGUCUGCGGCGCCCCAGGAGUCCAGCAAGGAGGCAGUUAAGAGCAAGGACUCCCGGAAGCAGAAGAAGAGCGGCGGAAAGCUUGCCGAACAACAGCACUUUGAAAAGCAGAAGCCCCCAAAGAGCACCCUUCCUGUCCCAUCAUCUUCACAGACCCCCAGGGGAGCUUUGAGCAAAAGGCCUUUGCUCAGAGUUGAGGAGAGGCAGUAUCCAGUGAAGCAUUACAUAAAAGAGGCCAAAAAACUCAAGCACAAAGCAGACGCAGAGUCAGAUAAGCUCAUUAAAGCGUUUAACUACCUGGAUGCGGCCAUGUUCUUUGUUGAGAGCGGUAUCGCCAUGGAAAAAGAUCCACACAUCUCAACGUCUUCCUACACUAUGUUAGCGGAAACAGUGGAACUGCUCAAGUUUGUACUGAAACUGAGAAACUCAGUGGAUGCCUCUGCUGCUCCCGCAGAAAAAGACUGUUUUGCUUUAUGUCUGAAGUGCCAGUCCCUCUUGCAGAUGGCAAUGUUUCGCCACAAACACAAAAUUGCACUCAAGUAUUCAAAGACCCUCACGGACCACUUCAGUAACUCAACAACUCCCGACCCUCCUGUGUUAACACCAAAAGUCACACACACCCCGUCCUACAUGCCCAACAUACCUUCUCCAGCCAACACGCCCAGCAGCUCAGGUCCCGGCUCCAGCCACAGCGGGUUGGUGGCGGACCCUGUCGGCGGCACUGUGGCGGUUCCUCAGGCCAUCGGACAAGUGGCGUUCACCUACAUCAACAUCACUACAUUAGUUUUAAGCGCUCAUGACGUCUGGGAGCAGGCUGAGGAGCUGUCCCAGAAAGGCAGCGGGUUGCUGGCAGAGCUGGACUCAGCCCUGGGGGCAUUAAGCCUGACUUCCAGUAUGAGCUCUGUGGUCCGCUAUACGAGACAGGGCAUCCACUGGCUGAGGCUGGACAGCCAAAAGGUAAAGUGACCAUCCACCGGCUCUCAGUGAAUACCUGCGGACCCUCUGUGCUGCCCCUCUCUACCUUUACCUCACCUCAGUGUGUCACACUCUGAGCUGGACUGCCCCUCAGGCUGGUGCCAGGCUUCUUUACUUCACAUGGACUUUAUCCCAUCACAUGUGCUGUGUUCCUGAGAGCACACUGAACAUUGCACUUGUUAUUUAUUGUUUUCUCUCAUGUCCACUCCUGCGUCUCUCUUUCUCUCUGGCACUUUUAUGACUUUUUGUUACAUCUGUGGUUAUCCAUACCCUUCAUGUAUUGUUCUGUCUUCCUGUUCCUGUUCAUGUGUUUGAAUCAUCUCUUUAUUCAGGUGUGACCUUAACUAUAUUCAGAUGGGAGCACAUCGAAUGUAACCUAAAGUGCCGUUUGGUGGCAGCCGCAGCCUCGUGCAAGUCCUGACACAAAUCUGGUUUCUCAUCAGAACCUUUUUAACUUUAAAGAUUAAUGUUACUAUAAGGCACUUAAAACAUUGUUAAAAGUAUCAUGAUUGUUAUUUAAUUACUCUCAAAAUGAGUCAGUUUGCAUUCUGCAUUUUAUUUCCCCAACAAAUCAGUGGGGAUUACUGCGGUAUAGAAGGAGGAGUGCUUUCCAGAACAAAGACACGUCUGAGCAAGAGGAAUAAGGUUUUGUAUUAUGAUGGCUAAGGCUCAGCAUCAGAAGUGAUCUUUCUCAGGCUGAUUAUGACAAUUACUGACCUGUUUGUCAAUCCUAAGCAGACUGGUAUUAUUCUUAUCACCUAGCUAAAAGAAUUGCACUUGUGCCCUCUAAUGUAAGUCAUAAAACACUAAGUACAGUUAACAUUGCAAGAACAAAAAAAGGGGCAAUCAUUUUUCAUAUUGGAUUAUUUCUGGUUAUAGUGUUGAAGUAGUGGUUGCAUUAGCUGAGUUUGAGUUACCUUUCAAGUAUAGUGGGACAGCCACAUUGUUCAACAGAUGAAAGUACAGUAGUGAUCCCUUUAUUUGUUUUUGCACCAGGAAGCUGCUUUUCUGUUUCCCACACGUUUAUUGAUUAGCAAAUGUUGAGUUGCAAUAAGUUUACUAAAUGUGUGCGAGUAGAAUAAAAGGCCGAACUAUAGCUUACCACAGAAUGCACUUUGUUAAGUAUUUGGCAGGACUGCGCUAGUCUUUACUCUUGUUUAUUGUGACUUUGAUCCUAAAAAAUAAAGCUUGAGUUUUGUUGGUACACGUUUUUAUUGAGGUGUUGACGUUGUUAUCACAAGUUAGCAGGGAUACUAAAAUAAUCAGUAUGAAAUAGUGAUGCAGUAAAAGAAACACUGCUUUUGAUUAACGCAUUUUGGCUUGUUAAUUCAGUCUGUAUGUCUUUGUGCUAUUACAUAUCAAAAAGGGCUGAACGAGGAUCACCACGUGUUCAUGAAUUUACAUUGUUGCAUAAAGUGUCGCAACAUUUUUUAAAGUAAGUAGCAAGGUCACUGGUGCCAUGGCAUUUGGGAUUCUUUUAUGUAUAGAUCUUCAGCAGUAAGGGGUUUCUUCCCGCAGACGCCUACACUGCACAGAAGGUCAUGAUGCAACUUCAGCUGUUCUGUCUUUUCCAACCUGUGGCUUUAUUUUUCCAUCAUCUUCGGUUGUUCAUGAGUUACUCUGCAACAGUUUACACUUGUUUAUUGUUCAGAAAAGGUUUAGAAGGCUUGUCCCCUUUUUUGUAAAAUAUGUAAUACAUUUUUGUUGCAGUGUACAAAGAUGAAUAAACACUGGAAAUCGUU
This is a messenger RNA of Eleginops maclovinus (Patagonian blennie), 5930 nucleotides long. RefSeq names its product AF4/FMR2 family, member 1 (gene aff1). Bases 838 to 4179 code for a protein of 1113 amino acids. Gene Ontology annotation, cellular component: super elongation complex; nucleus. Lineage: Eukaryota; Metazoa; Chordata; Actinopteri; Perciformes; Eleginopidae. The record is from RefSeq and is a predicted model, not a curated record. The transcript is spliced from 19 exons. Gene Ontology annotation, biological process: regulation of gene expression.